AUGGAGGGUGCGUCGGAAGAUAUCGCGUCUGCUACGGAAGAAGUGCUCGCCGAAGGCCCCAGCGGGACACCCGGCCUGGGUGCGGCGCCCCCUACGCCACACUUACUUCGCCAUCCCUCCUCGGCUCCCACGGCAGGACCUAGCUCCGUCCCAGCCAAGCACACCGCUCAACAACACCCUACUGGUCUUUCCGGAGGCUCUUCUCUCACUCACCCGGAGAGUGCGUUGGGCGCGACUCAUACCCAGGAAGUGGAACCUUUGGCCUCGUAUACAUGCCCUGUCUGCUUCUCACCACCAACUUACGCCACGAUCACGCCAUGCGGACAUGUCCUCUGCGGUGACUGUUUGUUCACCGCCGUGAAGACCACGAUCCAACGAGGCGCAUACACUCUCCCUGCAGGCGAGAGGAUGGUGGCCCGAUGUCCCGUAUGUCGAGCUGCAAUUCCUGGGUGGGAUGGCAAGGGCGGCGGGGUCAUAGGCCUGCGUCCCCGUGCCGUAUUCAGCUUGUAG
Messenger RNA from Trametes versicolor FP-101664 SS1, 510 nucleotides. RefSeq lists its product as uncharacterized. Gene Ontology annotation, molecular function: metal ion binding. The record is from RefSeq and is a predicted model, not a curated record. Bases 1 to 510 code for a protein of 169 amino acids. Lineage: Eukaryota; Fungi; Basidiomycota; Agaricomycetes; Polyporales; Polyporaceae. The transcript is spliced from 2 exons.